AUUGUUCCCACCUAGGCUAGCUUCACGUACUUAAAGAGGUUAUCUGACGUAUGUCAAGCGUUUUGUCAACGAAAUUUAAUAUUUAAUUCGAGUGAGCGCGAAUUGUUUCGCGACGUUUUCAGGAACGAUCUAUCCGCGAGUACGGAAUCGAUUGACAAGUCAGCUAAACAUGUGGUGGCAGUGAUGCGCUUAAAGGGGAAAAAUAAUACAAAAUCAUUCUACAGCGUCUACAGAGUGCUUUCUCGUUUAUGCCGAUCUGUGGAUAAAGCACAUCUUGAUGGUUUCAUGGCGGAUGGUGUGGCACCAACCCUGAAAAAUGGCCACAAUUCUAAUAACAUGGAUUUCGCUAAUCAACCGGUGAAGCAGUCAUCUGACGUGUCUAGCGUUGUUUAUGCAGUUGGCCAUUAUCCCCCAAAACUUUUGCACAAUCUCAAUGCGCAGAGGCUGGACAACAAGUUCAGCGAUGUGGGAUUGGUGGCAGGUGACACAGUCAUUAGGGCGCACAGAUCAGUCUUGGCUGCCGGUAGUGCCUAUUUUAAUGCCAUGUUUACUGUCGGCCUGGUUGAGGAGCAACAGGAGCUUGUUGAGAUCCACUCGGUCUCCCCUCAUAUUCUUUCUCAGUUGGUGGACUUUAUUUACAGUGGCAAUGUAGACAUCACACAAGAUAAUGUGCAGGAGUUAUUCGCUGCCGCUGAUAUGCUAGAGUUAGAUGAUGUAGUAGCUGGUUGUAUUAGUUAUCUUAAACAACAGCUGCAUUAUUCUAAUGCACUUGGAAUUUACAGAUUUGCAGAAGUGCAUAACAGACUGGAUCUUUUGGAGACUGCCCUACGCUUCAUAGAAGCUAAUUUUCCUCAAGUGUGUCAGGAAGAGGAGUUUCUGGAUUUACCCAAGGAGCAUCUUGUUCAGUUUCUCAGUAGUGAUUACAUUCAUAUCGAUACUGAAUGCCAGGUCUUCCAGGCCGCGUACAAUUGGAUCGUUCACGACAUCCCUGCGCGGAGAUGCUACGUAUUCGAGAUCCUCAGCCACGUACGCUUGCGACUGUGUUCAUUAGCAAGUCUAGAACGUAUUAUCCUAGAAUGCAAAGACGCGAGUCUCAUCGUCGCGCUGCGAUCUAUACAAAAGGAUCUAGUCUCGAACAAAGGUUGCCUGGUGCCUCUUCACGCUCAGCCUCGGAUCUGCGCCAGGAAAAACAUCCUGGUAAUCGGCGGAUCCAAGCGAGAACAUUCGGCAGACAGCUGGGGUAGAACUGCCGAAAGUACUUAUGAAACCAUUGAGAAAUACGACAUAUUCACUGGAGAAUGGAGCGAAGUGGCUCCGAUUAGCAUAGGACGUAUUCUACCCGGAGUGGCUCUAUUGGAUGGUAAGGUAUACGUUAUCGGUGGUGAGUUAGAAUCCUGUAUAAUUGCCAACUGUGAGUGCUACGAUCCUCGUGACAAUGUGUGGACCCCCAUCGCUUGUAUGGAAGAACCCAGAUGUGAUUUCGGUCUUUGUGCCUUGGAUAACAGCUUAUACGCAUUCGGUGGAUGGGUGGGCGAGGAUAUUGGCGGCUCUAUUGAAAUAUAUGAUCCAAUUACUAAUACGUGGACUCUCGAAGGUUAUCUUCCAGAGCCACGAUUCAGUAUGGGCGUCGUGGCGUAUGAAGGACUAAUUUAUAUCGUGGGUGGUUGUACCCAUAAUAGUCGACAUCGUCAGGAUGUGCUGAGUUAUAAUCCUGUGACGAGAGAAUGGAAUUACCUGGCUCCGAUGAUCACGCCACGCUCGCAAAUGGGAAUCACGAUUCUUGACGGAUACAUGUAUGUCGUUGGCGGUACUAGUAAAAAUCAGGAGGUCUUAACAUCGGUCGAAAGAUACUCUUUUGAGAAGAACAAAUGGAGCGCCGUCGCUCCUAUGAGUAUGGGCAGAUUUUAUCCAGCCGUUGCGGCAGCCGAUAGUCGGUUGUAUGUCAUAGGUGGCGACCAGUCGCAAGAGAUCAAUUUCUAUCGCACGCAAAUCACGAUCUCCACCGUCGAGUGUUACGACCCGCACACAAAUAAAUGGCACGAGUGUGCUUCUUUACCGUCAAGCAGAGGCGAAGCGACGGCGAUCGUUACGCCUUUCUGAUUACUAUUUCGCAGAGAUUUGUUUGUCGUUUAACGUAUUGGUUCACAUCUUUUUACUUUUUCAAUUUUUUUGACGUCUACUUUGUCUUGUCCAUCCAAGGAUAUUGUAUCUGUUAAGUAUCCGAUUGUCAUUUGCACUGUUAAAGGAAUUGUAGCUUUAUUAAUUUCUAAAUAUUCCACCGGCAUUUUAAAAAUACUUGUGUAAGGAGACGCUAUAUUUUGAGAAAUUGUAUUCUUACUGGAGGAAAUUAUUAAUAUCAUUCUUAUAAAUGUACGGGCGUAAUCAUUAAUCAUUGAUAGAAACUAUCAGGUUAAAGAAUCUAAGAAAGAGUUCGAAAGAUUGCAAGAUGUAACGAAUAUAAAGUUUUGAUGUAUCUAAGACAUAGAAUAAUCAAGAAACUUGAUCCAAGGAUCCAAUUUUAAUUGGAUAAAGAGCUUUAAUUUGAGUUUUUAAUCGAAUAUCUUUAAUUCUGAAUUCGAGUUUUGUAGAAUCUAAAGAAUUUACAAUCCGAAAAAAAGUGAGAAGCUAAGUUUAAAAUAUAAUUCAUACGAGGUGUCCCAAAGAUGUUAAAAAUCUAAGAUUAUACAAAAUCUACAAUAUACAUAUAUAUGUUAAUCAUUUUUAUUGCGUGCAAAUGAAUCAGACAAGAUAUUUGUUAUUGGGAACUGUAGAUCGGAUCCAAUAUUUGUUUUUUAUUUAUUUAUAACGAAAUUAUAAUACGCAAAAUAGAUGUGAAAACAAAACUGAAUAAUGAUAAAGUAUAACGUGCAGAAAUAUUUGAAUAAUUUUAUUAACUAACGCGACAAGUAUUUUAACUAUAUUUUAUUAAUUAAUGAGUAUUAUGUACGCUAGGAAGGACUGAGCCUCUUUAUAUAAUAUAGUCACAUACCAAAGUUAUCGUAAUUUUUAAUUAUAUUGCUAUAAGUUAACAGAUCCAUUAAGCAUAAUGCAUGUAAAGAAUUGUAUAAGAAUGAAUCCAAAGACAUAUUUAUCCUUGGAGCGUGUAAGAGUCUAAGGGUGUAAGGAUCUUCCAAAAUCGAAGAAAAGUCCCAAGUUGAAAGAUCAAAAAAAAAAAAAAAAUGAAUUGAUAUCUAGAAACUGCAAAUACCGUAACUCAAGUUAAAAUAUGCAAAAAAAUGUAAAAGCGUGUCUCGAGAUUAUCAUUCAACAGUUCUUGGAGCCUUUAACCCUUGACGUUUUUUGGAACUUGUAUCCAAAAAUCCAGAUUUCAGAGUACCUUAUUGUAAUAAAAUAAACGAUGUUUCUUAAUUAGCGUGUGUAUGCGAAACCGCGCGUCCAAUGUUUUGUAAAAAUUAAGGCCACAUUUUAUAAAAAAAAUAAUGUAAGAAUUGAAGAAUCGCCAUUCUUUGUAAUUAGUCGUCGAUGUAAUAAUCCAAUUCGCCUUUGUUCAAAGGUGUUCGCGGUGCUACAUACGUGAACAUUCGCGGAACGAUAUUCGACUUCUCAAAUUUUUCGGUACAUGGAUAAAUAUGGAUGAGAUGACCUUAUGAAUAAUUUCACUAAUCGUCUAUAUACUAAUUAUAAUUAACCAAGUACUUGAGCUUGUCACAUCUCAACUUUCUUCGUUAUAAGAUAAAAAAGAAUAAGAUCACCUAAUCGCUUUGCGCGUUUUUUUAAUAUGUAAAUUUGUAAAUCCAUAGGUUGCUAAAUCUAUUGGCCUAAUAUAUAUUAUAUAUAUGAAAUAAAUAGGAAAAACUUAUAUUAAUGACAUGUGCGGAUUUUAUAUUUACGAAUUUAGUAAUUGUGAAUAAAUAUAUAUCUGUAAGUACAGGUAUUUUAACAUUUGUAAUCUUGCCUCAUCCUAGAUUUCUACAAAGUGAUAUUGACUUGCUUCAAUGAACUAUGAAGCACUUUUAGCCAGAAAAAGUUUAUAAUUUCUCCAAGAAAGUUUUAAAAGUUUGUAGAUAAUAUUUAAGACGUCCACGAUUUUACAGAUUUAUUUAGUUGUAUAGAUAGAAAGGGCUAAUUAAUGAAUCCAGUGAAUCUAGCAAUCUAUGGACUUUCUAAAUGCAGUAAUAUACGAUGUAUGUAUGUAUAAAUAUAUAAAAUUAAUUUUCUACAAUUAGUUUUUCAAAUAUUAGUCUUCUCUUUUUUUUUUCUAAAAAAAAAAACUUCAAGAUAAUUAAAAUAAUAAGGGCAUCUCUAACAUGUUUAUCCCUCUAAAAAA
Monomorium pharaonis (pharaoh ant) is the source of this 4288-nucleotide messenger RNA. RefSeq names its product actin-binding protein IPP. Gene Ontology annotation, molecular function: protein binding. The record is from RefSeq and is a predicted model, not a curated record. The transcript is spliced from 7 exons. The coding region runs from base 184 to 2100 and encodes 638 amino acids. NCBI's taxonomy places the organism in Eukaryota, Metazoa, Arthropoda, Insecta, Hymenoptera, Formicidae.